UUCGCGCCCUGGGGUGGACAGAGAAGGGGCGAGGUGGGUGUCUAACUUUCAUCCUGGCAGCUACUUUAAACCAGACCUGCGGGGGCCUGGGGAACUCCCAGCUACUGGAUGUGGGGCCAAAUUAUCUCCUAGGGCGGCUGGCUGCAGCGUGUCAUCUGGGGCCUCUUCUCCACUAUAGGUUCUGAGCCCCGUUCGCCUGGGGGUAACGCACUUACGCCCUUCAGCACCUCGUUAGCCUGCGGAACUUUCUCCCACAAGCUAAGGCAUUAAUUAACCUGUAAGCCUCUGAUCAAAACAGGACGGGGGAUGCUCUCUUGUGACCGGUCGUUAACCUGGGGAACUCGCUGCCACUAGCCCCAGCCUGUAAUAAGCCUGCGGGCCUCCCAGAACCCCGCCGACGUCUCUGCGCUGGUCUCGUGAGAUGUGCGUCGCCUUGUUCACCUGGGGAACUCCUUGCCACACAAUAAAGGGACUGGUUUCCAGGGGCAGCUGUUAGACACAUGGGAUCUCACCUGGAGAACUUUCUGCCCCAUGAUUCCCUGCCAUUUGUCAACAGGGCAGGAGCGGAUGGGGUACUGGGGAGCAUUUCAGUGAGAGGCAAGCGGUGGCCGCUGGAGGGGGUGUUCGCAGGCAAAAACAGCAGUGGCAAUGACCAUCAUUAGGGUUCAGAGUCAAUGUCGUAGUGAACGGCUGGUUCAGGCUCAGGGCAGAGUCUGGUGCGGCUGGGCUGGGGGAAGUCUGGGCUGCUGUGAUAAGGGCCCCAGCCCCUGACUCAGCUGCAGAGACCGGAACCAUGAUGGCUCCCCCCAUCCACCCCCCCACCUCGGUUCUUGCCUAGGAGCGAGACGUGGGCCCCGGCGGGGAGACGCCCAGAACCGAUGGGCUCGGCCGUCUGGGUCCUGCUGGCCCUGCUAGCGCCCGGCCCGCUGCGGGGUUCCCCCCCGCGGCUGGAGGUGCGGGGGGCCGGGGGUCAGAUCCUGCUGCCCUGUGGGGCCUCGGGCUCCCAGCUGCGCUGGGUCUGGUCCCCCCGAUAUCCCAAAUGUGCCGGCGUCCUCGGAGACCUGCUUGAAAUCGCCCGGCUGCCCCCUGGGCUGGAGCCCCCCCUGGCGCAGUUCAGGGGGAGGCUGGACCCCCACCCCUCCGCCCAGGGGUCCCUGCUGCUCCGGGAUCUGAGCAUGAGCGACUCGGGGACCUUCAUCUGCCUCGGGGAGUCUGGGGCCCAGGCCCCCAUCCAGCUAGAGGUGACAGGAGGCUGUCGGAACAACCUCACUGUCUCCUCCAACCAGACGUCCCCCUCGGCCAUGACCCUCCAGUGCCGGCGCUGCCCCCCGCUGGCUGGUCCGGCCUCCUUCCGCUGGUUCCUCGACUCCCAGCCCCUGGGCAACCGGCGCUGGGCUACCAAGAGGGAGCAGGGGGCUACUGUGUGGCUGGACCCGUCCCGGCGGGCGGCUGUGGGGCGCUGGGAAUGCCGCCUCCUCCCCGCCUCUUCUGGGGGCUUUGAGUUCUGCGUGGCGCCCCCCCUCGGGGCCGGGGGCACAGGCCCCGGCUCUGAGUGGGGGAUCUGGGUCGCGGCGCCAGCAGCGGUUCUGGUUCCCAUUGGGGCAGGGCUGGGCGCUUGGCGCCUGUGGAGACGGAGGCGGGGCAGGAACCGACGGAAUCAAAACAAACGAGAGAACGAAACAGGAGCCCCCGGGCCAAGUUUAUCCCCCUUGGAAGAGCCCCGGCUGGGAGCCAAAUCGACCGAAAGACGCCUCGUGCCGCAGAGAGGGGAAAGCAAAGUCGCAAGCACCCUGCUUUACGCUGAAGUCCAGCACCCCCUGGUGGUUUGUGCCCCACCCACUCUCCCUCCCCCUCCCCCACAAGGCGCCACUGUCUAUGCCACUAUUUUCUGACCCCCACCCAAGCCGGCUCCGCUCCCCUCUUCUCUCCAUCCCCUUCAUCAGUUCACACCCCGGCUCCCAGGUGAUGGGAAAUUCAGCUGAAAGAUGUUGUUAAUCUCUGUUAGAAUCUUGUGGUGGAGAGUUCCACAGGUUAACUGAUUGUGGCAUUAAAAUCUGCCUUUGAAACCC
Dermochelys coriacea (leatherback sea turtle) is the source of this 2069-nucleotide messenger RNA. RefSeq names its product megakaryocyte and platelet inhibitory receptor G6b (gene MPIG6B). The coding region runs from base 879 to 1892 and encodes 337 amino acids. The transcript is spliced from 7 exons. NCBI's taxonomy places the organism in Eukaryota, Metazoa, Chordata, Testudines, Dermochelyidae. The record is from RefSeq and is a predicted model, not a curated record.